Molecule: messenger RNA, 1867 nt
Organism: Ananas comosus (pineapple)
Lineage: Eukaryota; Viridiplantae; Streptophyta; Magnoliopsida; Poales; Bromeliaceae
Product: aldehyde oxidase GLOX-like
Exons: 3
Coding region: 105-1772 (555 amino acids)
Source: RefSeq, a predicted model, not a curated record
CAAAAGGGGGAACAAGGGCUUAUUCCCCCCUUGUUCCCCAACCAAACGCCACCUAAAUUCAUACACACAUUAUAUAUUAUUAGAAUUCCUAUAGUGUUGGUGAUAUGGAGUUACUAUCAUCAGCGCAUGUUCGUGUUCUCCUCUUCUUUUCUCUUCUCAUAUUUACUGCGGCCGCCGGUGCCGCAGCUGCUGCAGGAGGCGGCGGCGGCAGCGGCGGCGGGCGGUGGGACCUCCUGCAGAGCAGCAUCGGCGUGUCGGCCAUGCACAUGCAGCUCCUCCACAACGACCGCGUCGUCGUCUUCGACAGCACCACCUUAGGCCCUUCCAACCUCUCCCUCCCCGGCGGCGCCUGCCGCCGCUACCCCAACGAACCAGCUCUCAAAGUCGACUGCACCGCCCACUCUGCCGAGUACGACGUCACCACCAACUCCUUCCGUCCGCUAACGGUCCUCACCGACACCUUGUGCUCGUCCGGCAGCGUCGCCCCAGACGGCACCCUCGUUCAGACCGGCGGGUCCAACGACGGCGACCGUAACGCCCGCACCUUCCGCCCGUGCUCGAAUUCCGCCACCUGCGGCUGGUCGGAGGCUUCGAAUGUCCUCGCAGUCAGCCGCUGGUACGCCACAAACCAAAUCCUCCCCGACGGCCGCGCGAUCGUAAUCGGCGGCCGCGGCCAAUUCAACUACGAAUUCUACCCUAAAACCAAUGCCGCCGAUACCGCUACAAUUCCCCUCCCCUUCCUAUCACAAACAAGCGACCCCGAAGAGAACAAUCUCUACCCAUUCGUCCACCUCAAUAUCGAUGGCAACUUGUUCAUAUUCGCGAACAACCGAGCCAUACUUCUCGACUAUAAGAAGAACGCGGUGGUGAGGACGUACCCGAAAAUGCCGGGCGGCGACCCGAGAAACUAUCCAAGUACGGGCUCUUCAGUGCUGCUGCCGCUGAAGCCGUCGCCGACCGAAGCUGAAGUUCUUGUCUGUGGCGGGGCGCCGGCAGGGUCCUACUUGCAGGUGUCGCAGCACGGGACGUUCGUGCGCGCGCUGGAAACGUGCGGCAGGAUUAAGAUCACCGACGAGGCGCCGACGUGGGCGAUGGAGAUAAUGCCGAUGCCGAGGGUGAUGGGCGACAUGGUGCUGCUACCGACCGGCGACGAGGUGCUCAUAAUAAACGGGGCGGGUAUGGGGGCGGCAGCAUGGGAGAUGGGCCAGAAUCCUGUGCUGAUGCCGCUCUUGUACCGUCCCCGCGCACUGUCCGGCUCGCGAUUUGUGGUGCAAAGCCAGGGGACGAUUCCCCGGCUGUACCACUCGACGGCGGUGCUGCUCCGCGACGGCCGGGUGCUCGUCGGGGGGAGCAACCCGCACAAUCGUUACGUCUUCUCGAACGUCGAGUACCCGACCGAGCUCAGCCUCGAGGCCUUCUCGCCCGAGUACCUCAAUCCGGCCUUCGCGGCCUCACGGCCCAGCAUCAUAUCUCCCCUACUCCUUAUAAGUUACGGGAAGCAGUUCCCUCUGCGGUUCCGCAUAGGAUCGUUGGCGAACACCGUGUCAGUCACGAUGGCGUCGCCGGCGUUCGCGACGCACUCGCUCUCGAUGAAUCAGAGGCUGCUGAUUCUGGGGACGACAGAGCCGGUGGCGGUAGGACGCACGGCAGGGGUUUAUGAGGUGGUCGCGACGGCGCCGGUGACGGCGACACUGGCGCCGCCGGGGUAUUACAUGGUGUUUGUGGUGAAUAAUGGAAUUCCAAGUGAGGGCAUAUGGAUCCAGAUACAAUGAGAGAUACGUAUAGGUUUAUAGAUUCUUACGUACAUUUCUGUUUUGUGAGUGAUAAAUAUAAUAAAUAGAGAUCUUGUGAAGGAAAUCACAUGCUA